Silurus meridionalis is the source of this 3997-nucleotide messenger RNA. RefSeq names its product nucleotide-binding oligomerization domain containing 1 (gene nod1). Gene Ontology annotation, biological process: negative regulation of canonical NF-kappaB signal transduction; regulation of apoptotic process. Gene Ontology annotation, molecular function: protein binding. The record is from RefSeq and is a predicted model, not a curated record. The transcript has 13 exons. Bases 629 to 3469 code for a protein of 946 amino acids. Gene Ontology annotation, cellular component: cytosol. NCBI's taxonomy places the organism in Eukaryota, Metazoa, Chordata, Actinopteri, Siluriformes, Siluridae.
AGCUUUUUCACUUUCGCUUUCUCCCUUCACUUCCCUCAGACUGGGAGAUUCUCUCUCCCUGCUCAUAUCCGCCAUUCUACCACCAACUUUCCUUCAGCUCUCCCUCAGAUCUCCUUUAGCUCUCCCUCAGAUCUCCCUCAGCUCUCCUUCAAAUCUCCCUCAGCUCCCGGUUCUCUCUGGAACACGCAGUAAAUGAGAGAAAAUGAUGCUAGGAUAAAGGCCCAGGUGUAGGAGUCGAGCCGCGCUGUCGGAGGUAAAGUUUCCCUACGUGAGUGUGAAUAAUCGAACCGUCCCCUGCUCUAACACCCGGAAGUGUUCCGUGCCGCUGUGAUUCACCAAAACGCGUCUCUCGCUCGAUAAACAACUUCGGCAGAGACGCGGAUUAGGUUCCAGCAUCGUUCAUGAAAAGAAAGGGUUGUGAAAUUGUUUGGUUUCUAAAACACAGCGUUGAACACAGGCUACACAACAACAACCGAGAGGACAGGGAGCUGGUCUAGAGAGGACUCUGCUCUCAGCACACUGCCGGGUUCUUAAGGACAUCUUUUCCCACAGACUGAAAACUCAGAAAAUAAUGUCAGAAUACAGCUAAUGUAAGAGUUGUGUAGAGCAGGAAAGCUCAUUGGUUCUGAUGAUGGGCUGUGUGGGCCAGGAUGGAGCUAAAGCUCCUCUCGAUGCCUGUAGAUUACUCACACUUUACAGAGAACUUUUAGUGGAAAAGGUGAAAAAUACACAAUGCAUUUUAGACAAUCUGAAGAUGAAUGGCUUCAUCUGCAAUGAAGACAUUGAGAUCAUCCAGCGCUCCAUUACUAAAACAGAGCAGGUGCGUAAAAUCCUGGAGUUGGUGCAGAGUAAAGGUAAAGAGGCGUCUGCAUAUUUUAUUCACAUUCUACACCAGGCGUAUGAUGCCUUCAUUGACCUUCGGCCUUGGUUUAACGAAAUUCACUACGCUCCAGCCGAGUGUGUGAUGGACAUACCUGUGAUUAACACAGACCCCAUUAGCAGAUACAGUGAGAAACUCAGGCAGGAACUUAGCAGAGACACUCAGUUCAUCACCUCAUACUCUCAGAAAGAGGAGACACGACUGGAUGAGCUUUAUACAGACACACAGAUGGAAAUCCUGAAUGAGCGAGGGGAGAGCCUGGGAUUUCUGCAGAGUCUGGACGAGAUUCUGGGAGAAGAAGGUGUGUUCAACCAGCUGGCUGAGACCAUCUUCAUCUCAGGUGAUGCUGGAGUGGGAAAAUCCAUUCUGCUCCAGAAACUCCAGAACCUGUGGUCCAAAAGAAAGUUAAACACUAAUGCAAAGUUCUUCUUCACAUUCAGAUGCAGAAUGUUCAGCACCUUUAAGGAGACUGAUGAGAUUUCAGUGAAGGAUCUGAUAUUCAAACACAAUUGUUAUCCAGAUGGAGACCCAGAUGGUGAGGUGUUAAGCUACAUCCUGCGAUUUCCAGAGUCUGUACUUUUCACAUUUGAUGGAUAUGAUGAAAUCCAGUUGGAUUUUGAUUCAGAAAACAUGCCAGAAGUGGUUUCUCCUGAGGAACGAACGCACCCACUUUUGGUUCUCAUGAACCUGCUGAGUGGAAAAUUGCUCAAAGGUUCCAGAAAAAUUCUAACAGCUCGGACCGGCACAGAAAUCCAGAGCAAAGUGAUUCGGAAGAAGGUGUUUUUGAGAGGUUUCUCACCAAAACAUCUCAGAAAAUAUCUGUCUUAUCACUUUCCCCAGCAGGAGCAGAGGGACAGGGUGUCUGUGCAGCUGGACGCGAACCCUCACCUAUGUGGACUCUGCUCUUUCCCUUUGUUCAGCUGGAUCAUUUUCAAGAGCUUUAAGCACCUUCAGAGUGUGUAUGAUGAUGUGGAGCUGCCAGGCUCAUGCGUCACUCUCACAAACAUCUUUCUUCUGCUGUCGGAGGUGUUUCUGAGCCGGAGCAGUAAGAGUGCUGGACUCCUGAAGAGAAGCACACGAUGCACUGCAGAAACCUUCAGAUCGGGCCUAAAGAUGCUCUCCGCCUUUGCUAAACUUGCCCUGCUGGGUUUGGAAAAGAGCAGCUUUAUUUACACCCAUGAAGAGGUUUCCUCCUGCGGCCUGAGUGAUGAUGAUGUUCAGUUCGGGUUCCUGAGGCCCGUCGGUCACUACGAUGCGUGUGGUGCUUCGGCAAAGUACGAGUUUCUCCAUGUGACACUGCAGUCAUUUCUGGCUGCGGUUUGCCUUGUCUUGGAUUUGAACAUCGUCUCAGAUGAGAUCCUGAGGUUCUUCUCUAAGUGUGAGUUUCAUAAGACAUCCCAUUUGAUCUGCUUGUCCUGUUUAGGGAUGUCGUCUCAUCCAAUAAAUUCAGAUCCUUUUCAGACAAAUGAACACUUUCAGUUUGCAAACCUGUUCCUAUGUGGUCUGCUUUCCAAAUCCAACACCUUCCUCCUGGAGCACCUCGUUCCUCCAGCAUCCCUGAAGAAAAAGCGAAAGGCUUUGAAAUCCUACCUUUCCUCCAGCAUAAAGACACACCUCAGCGGCCUGCCUCGCUGCCCAAGCACUGAUAUUGAGGGAAAUAAAGUUCAUGUGAUGCCAAACUUCCUGUGGAUGCUGCGCUGUAUAUUUGAGAUACACAGCAAGGACGUGGCUCGUCUAACAGCUAAAGGGAUCUCAGCAGAUUACCUCAAACUUGCAUACUGUAACAUCUACUCAGCUGACUGCAGCGCUCUCAACUUUGUCCUUCAUCACCACAGGAAGCGUUUAGCAGUUGAUCUGGACAACAACAACAUCAGUGACUAUGGUGUGAAGCAGCUUAUUCCUCUGUUCAGCAAAAUGACUGUGGUCAGGUUUUGUGUGAAUCAGCUCACAGACAGCAGUGUGGAAGUUUUGGCUACAGAACUCCUUAAACACAAAAUCGUAAAAGUUUUGGGGCUGUAUAAGAAUCACAUUACAGACAUCGGAGCCAAACUGGUGGCACAGAUAAUUGAAGAGUGUCCUCACAUCAGAACCGUGAAACUCGGCUAUAAUCAGAUCACAGCCGAGGGGGCGACAUUUCUUGCUGAAGCUAUUCAGAAAAGUAAAUCGAUCUUCGAUGUUGGCAUGUGGGGAAAUAGCAUCGGAGACGCCGGGGCUCACGCUUUCGCUGAGGCAAUAAAGAACCACAGCAGUUUAACGAACCUCAGUCUGUCGGCAAACGGGAUCAGCUCUGAGGGAGGAAAAAGUUUAGCAAAAGCGCUAACACAAAAUAACAGCCUUCACAUCUUCUGGCUGAUUCAAAACAAAAUCUCAGACGAUGCAGCUGGGGAGCUCGCCAAAGCCUUUGAGAUGAACUCAGCACUCACACACCUGAUGUUAAUUGACAAUCAGUUUUCUGCUUGUGGAGUGGAACAGCUCAGUGAAGGUCUAAAACACAACAUAACAAUAAAAGAAGUCAAUUUAAAGGGGAAUCAGGUCAGUGUGGAGGACGAGUCUCGCUUCAGCGAUGAGAAAAGACUUAGAUUCUGCUGAGAGAUUCAACAACAGAAUGUCCUGUUACAUGACUGCUGCAGUGUUUCCACACCUGUACCAGAGUAUCUAACCCUGGAGCAGAGAGAACCUGCACAGAAAUGCACAUCUCAUUAAUAUACACACAGUAACCUGAGCUCAGGAUCAAAUCUGAAAAACCUCAGCACUACCUGCUGUAGCACCAUGCAGCUCAGGGAGCUUACUGGAUCUUUACUGCCAGCGUGAAUUUUAACUAUUUUGAAAAACUGUUUUUAUAAACAAAUGAUUACAAGAUAUUACUAUCUUCUCCCUAAAGACUUGAGAGAUGGCAGAGAUGUGUGAUGAAACAUCUUCCUACUGAUGUCUGUAAAUAUCCAUCCGUCUGUUUCAGCACAGAGGGACUCUAUUAAACACCUCCACCGGCUCCCUCUUUAUUCUAAUUCUCAUUUUAUUAAAACAGAAUCUCCAGAAAAAAUCUCCUCCACCUUCUCAGGUUUCUUCUCUUUUCUCCCCCAGUGUCCUGCUACAGAAAUAAAAGUUAAAAUGUCUAAA